GUCCCUCGCCGGCGGGUCUGGGCAGCGGAGGAGGUUGGCUGGCAGUGGCUGGAGGCUUCGCUAUGGGAAGUUGUUUCUUCGCUCUCUCGCGCCCAGCCCUCUUCCCUGAUUCUCCGCAGCCACUGUCGGAGGAAAGCACUGGGAGGUGCCGGUUGCAGCCGCGGCUGUCUCUCCCCGCCCGGGUGGCCGCGCCGCUGGGCAGGUGCUGAGCACCCCGAGAGCCUCCGUCGUUGCCUCCCUCCUCUGUCCGGCAGCCCGGCUGCCGCAGUGCAUAUGGGGUGUUGGAGGUAGAUGGGCUCCCGGCCGGGGAGGCGGCGGUGGAUGCGGCGCUGGGCAGAAGCAGCCGCCGAUUCCAGCUGCCGGAGAGCCACGCGCUCCCGGCGCCCCUUCGAGCCCGGGGCUCAGCAAUGGGGACCUCUGCGAGCGGCAGCACAGCCCUCGCCUCCUGCAGCCGCAUCGCGGGAGCCACGAUGAUCGCGGGCUCCCUUCUCCUGCUUGGAUUCCUUAGCAUCACCUCUGCUCAGACAGAACAGAAGACCCCAAGUCUCAUUGGCAAAUAUCACCAUGUUGACCGUGCCACUGGCCAGGUGCUAACCUGUGACAAGUGUCCAGCAGGAACCUAUGUAUCUGAGCACUGUACCAACACAAGCCUGCGAGUCUGUAGCAGUUGCCCUGUGGGGACCUUUACCCGGCAUGAGAAUGGCAUAGAGAAAUGCCAUGACUGUAGUCAGCCAUGCCCAUGGCCAAUGGUUGAGAAAUUACCUUGUGCUGCCUUGACUGACCGAGAAUGCACUUGCCCACCUGGCAUGUUCCAGUCUAAUGGUACCUGCAUCCCCCAUACGGUGUGUCCUGUGGGUUGGGGUGUGCGGAAGAAAGGGACGGAGACCGAGGACGUGCGGUGUAAGCAGUGUACUCGGGGUACCUUCUCUGAUGUGCCUUCUAGUGUGAUGAAAUGCAAAACAUACACAGACUGUCUGAGUCAGAACCUGGUGGUGAUCAAGCCAGGGACCAAGGAGGCAGACAACGUCUGUGGCACGCUCCCGUCCUUCACCGGUACAACCCCGCCUUCUUCCCCUGGCACAGCCAUCUUUUCACGCCCUGAGCCCAUGGAAUCUCAUGAAGUCCCUUCCUCCACUGAUGUUCCCAAAGGCAUGAACUCAACAGAAUCCAACUCUUCUGCCUCUGUUAGACCAAAGGUACUGAGUGGCAUCCAGGAAGGGACAGUCUCUGAGAACGCAAGUUCAGCAACGUGGGAGGAAGGUGUGAACAAGACCCUCCCAAACCUCCAGGUAGUCAACCACCAGCAAGGUUCCCACCACAGACACAUCCUGAAGCUGCCGCCAUCCAUGGAGGCCACUGCAGGCGAGAAGUCAAGCACGCCCAUCAAAGGCGCCAAGAGAGGCCACCCCAGGCAGAACCUACACAAGCAUUUUGACAUCAAUGAGCAUCUGCCCUGGAUGAUUGUGCUUUUCCUGCUGCUGGUGCUUGUGGUGAUUGUGGUGUGCAGUAUCCGGAAAAGCUCAAGGACUCUGAAAAAGGGGCCCCGGCAGGAUCCCAGUGCCAUUGUGGAAAAGGCAGGGCUGAAGAAAUCGAUUGCCCCAGCCCAUACCCGGGAGAAGUGGAUCUACUACUGCAAUGGCCAUGGUAUUGAUAUCCUGAAGCUAGUAGCAGCCCAAGUGGGAAGCCAGUGGAAGGACAUCUACCAGUUUCUUUGCAAUGCCAGUGAGAGGGAGGUGGCCGCUUUCUCCAAUGGGUACACCGCGGACCACGAACGGGCCUAUGCAGCUCUGCAGCACUGGACCAUCCGGGGCCCUGAGGCCAGCCUUGCACAGUUAAUUAGCGCCCUGCGCCAGCACCGGCGCAACGAUGUCGUGGAGAAGAUUCGUGGACUGAUGGAGGAUACAGCCCAGCUGGAGACUGACAAACUCGCUCUCCCGAUGAGCCCCAGCCCACUUAGCCCCAGCCCCAUCCCCAGCCCCAACACGAAACUUGAGAAUUCCACUCUCCUGACCGUGGAGCCCUCCCCGCUGGAGAAGAGCAAGGGCUUCUUCGUGGAUGAGUCCGAGCCCCUCCUCCGCUGUGACUCCACAUCCAGUGGCUCCUCUGCGCUGAGCAGGACGGGCUCAUUUAUUACCAAAGAAAAGAAGGACACGGUGUUGCGGCAGGUACGCCUGGACCCCUGUGACUUGCAGCCUAUUUUCGAUGACAUGCUCCACAUUUUGAAUCCUGAGGAGCUGCGGGUGAUUGAAGAGAUUCCUCAGGCUGAGGACAAGCUGGACCGGCUUUUUGAGAUUAUUGGAGUAAAGAGCCAGGAAGCCAGCCAGACCCUCCUAGACUCUGUUUAUGGCCAUCUUCCCGACCUAUUAUAGAACACAAGGGAUACUGCACUCUGAAAAUUACUCAUUUUAGUGGCAGGGUGGUUUGUUUUUGUUUUUGUUUUUAUUUGGUUUAUUUUUGGGGGUGGGGGGUGUGUUUAACAGUAUAUGGCCAGUGUUUUGAGUUCCCUUUUUCUUUCUCUUUUUUAAAUCCUUCUGUGAAGUUAGUUUAUAAACCUUUCAAGAUGUAACUUGCAAAAUACCCACCACUAAAGUUUUUUAGGUUCCAUAUUUUCUCUGUUUUGCCUUCUUAUGUAUUGUUCAAGUUGUUCUGUGCACUUUAAAUUCAUUUCGUGUACCACAAAUGCAGCGUGACUACGCCAGCGCACUGGAUUGUGAGCCUCUUUAAAAGUGUAAUGGCAUCGUGUGAAUUCUGUAAGCAGUCUUCAUGUCUCAACAUCCACAUCUAUUUUUUUUAUUCUUACUGUAUGUUAUUAUUAUUUGUCAUUUGCAAAUUUUCCUAAGGGUUAAGGACGUUUAAGACCCCGUUGAUUUACUGUAAUUCAGUUAGAUUUUGCGUUAUCUUUUUAAUAUGCCUUGUUGUAUAGUUCAUAUUCAUGGCUGAAACUUGACCACACUGUUGCCGAUUGUAUGGUUUUCACCUGGACACCGUGUAGAAUAUGCUUGAUUACUUGUGCUUCUCUUCACUAAUAUACUCUGGGCUGGAGACAUGAAAUCCUCAAGCCACCAGGACUUGCUAUGUAAGUGGCUUGACACCUGGGCCACCAAAGAACUUGAACUUCACCUUUUAGGGGUUGAACUGUUCUGGAACAUAUUGCUGCACUUUGGAAAGUCACAACUGAGUGCCAGUGGCACCUUUUCCAUAGGGAAUUUCCCCAGCUUUGCUUUAAAGAUGUCUUGUUUUUUAUCCACAUAUAGUUGAUAGGUCCAGUCUGCCCUCAAGGCCUUGGUCUUGGUGGGUUUCCUGUGUCAUUCAGUCACUUCAUUUAAAAAUGGCUGCAGCUGUAAGAACUCUUGUCUGAUAUUUGCAACUCUGCUCCCAUUUAUAAACAUACUCUCUAAUGCUCAGUUGCCGGAUUCUAAUGCAAAGGUGGUGUGGACUCCCUUUGUGUGGGCGGGGUUUGUGGAUAGUGGUGAGGGACUGACAUUGGAAAAAUGCCUUCAAGUGUACUAAUUUAUUAAUAAAUAUUAGGUGUUUGUUACUUGAGUAGUUUGAGUAUAUUUAAUUCUUGCCUUGUACAUGUGCUCAAGUUGUAACUGAUUUAUCUCCUGGGAAAAUAUGUAUAUUCUAAAAACCUCAGCGAGUUAACAAAGGUUUGUGUUGGGAAAAGUACCUGGAGAUUAACAGAAAAGGAUGAUCAAGAAUUUCCUAGUUCUCCUGUUUUUGAGAUUGUCUCUGUUUUAAGAAAUGAGAAUUUGGGGGUGGAGAGGUGCAAAUGGUGAGGACUUGGAGUACAUUUGUUUUACUCCUUUCUAUCUAGGAAAUUUACCAC
Messenger RNA from Pteronotus mesoamericanus, 3829 nucleotides. RefSeq names its product TNF receptor superfamily member 21 (gene TNFRSF21). Gene Ontology annotation, cellular component: plasma membrane. NCBI's taxonomy places the organism in Eukaryota, Metazoa, Chordata, Mammalia, Chiroptera, Mormoopidae. The transcript is spliced from 6 exons. Gene Ontology annotation, molecular function: protein binding. The record is from RefSeq and is a predicted model, not a curated record. Bases 408 to 2369 code for a protein of 653 amino acids. Gene Ontology annotation, biological process: negative regulation of B cell proliferation; negative regulation of T cell proliferation; oligodendrocyte apoptotic process.